Molecule: messenger RNA, 756 nt
Organism: Miscanthus lutarioriparius
Lineage: Eukaryota; Viridiplantae; Streptophyta; Magnoliopsida; Poales; Poaceae
Source: the annotation of a GenBank genome assembly
AUGGCAGGACGGAACAUUCUGGAAGGAGUUGUUAUCCUCCAUGAGACGAUUCACGAGUUCCAUCGAAAAAAUUUGAACAGGGUUAUUUUCAAGAUAGAUUUUGAGAAAGCCUAUGACAAGAAUGACCAGACGCAGGAGAAGGUGGCAGCGGAUCCUGUUGAGGAACAUGAGGCUAACAAGCUGUCCUCCGACAAGGGGAGCGAUGAUGACUACUCACAGUUACAGGGCUCGAAAGGAAUGUUAUACAAAGUUGAAUCUGACAGUGUGGAUGAUGAAGAUCAAGGAAGAGCAAAUGGUUCUGGAAGGAAUGUGGGUGGAGCAACAGAAACGGAGGAUGAAGAAGAUGACGACAACUGUUCUGAUGACAUGGAGGGUGAAGUGUAUCUCCAGCAGUGGGUAACUGACAAGCUUAUCACCUUACUUGACUAUCCCAAGAGCAUUGGUGCCAAGGAAAUCAUCCGGCUUGCGGAGGAUUGUUCUUCUACCGAUGACCUUGUUUGCAUGCUGGUCAAAUCCGGUUUCAGGUCAUCCUCAGAGACCUGCAGCUUUGCGUUAAACAUUUAUGCCAAGAAGCUAUAUCAAGAAGAUGUUGUCAACAGAGAUGUUGAAGUGGAGGAAGCAACUGAGCUAUACUUGAACACGAUAGAAAACAAUGAAGCUCACAGACAGAAGGACAAAAUGCCUGAAGCUGACGAUAUGCAUGAAAAUGCUGGUGAAGAAAAAAGAUUAUCUGUGGUCUUGCUGGAAUAUGAGUAA